Molecule: messenger RNA, 968 nt
Organism: Numida meleagris (helmeted guineafowl)
Lineage: Eukaryota; Metazoa; Chordata; Aves; Galliformes; Numididae
Product: apolipoprotein C-III-like
Exons: 4
Coding region: 444-848 (134 amino acids)
Biological process (GO): lipid transport; lipoprotein metabolic process
Cellular component (GO): extracellular region
Molecular function (GO): lipid binding
Source: RefSeq, a predicted model, not a curated record
GGGGACGUGGGGCUGAGACCCUGUUGGGGCAGGGAGGGGACAGAAUGGGCAUGGAGGCAGGAGGGGACGUGCCACAAUUGGGCACAGUGUGUGGCUGGCGAGGUGAUGGCAAAGUGCGGGGAGCCACAGCCAUGGCCUCGUCUCCAGGUGUUCGGGGUUGAGGACACAGCCUGGACACUGCCACCCACACCCCUGCUUUUGCAGCCCCCACCCCCAGCAGAGUUGUCCCUGCAGCAUCCCGUGUCUGCAGUGGGUGCCACUGGAUGUCACCCUUGUGCUGUGUGUGCCCACGCCUGUCCCCACGGCCACCCUCACCCCGCGCACGUGUGUGCACACGCACAUGCACAGCCCCAGCCCUGGCCCCUAGGGAUUUCUCAACCCCUGCUGGCUAGGAAGAGGAGCCCAUCCAAAGCAAACAUGGCAGUGGGGAAAGGGCUCUGGGGAUGCGCCACCUCCCUGCGGCCACACCACCAAUGACUUUUGCACAAGUGGCUGUUGGAGAGGGUAUAAAUUGGGAACCCGGGGCAGCCCCCACCGAGCAGAGCCUAAGCACAGCGUGGCCAGCCAUGAAGGUCUCCAUCCUGCUCCUGCUCGUCUGCACAGCCAUCCUGGCGGUGGGAGCACGGGCUGAUGCUCCCGACAAGACAGACGAGAUGGUGAAGAAGGUGCAGGAGUACGUCAAGCAAGCCGCCGAGGCGGUCAAAACGGCCUUCACCACGGUGAACGAGUCAGAGGCAGCUCAGCAAGCCAGGAGAUGGCUGUCGGACAACACCGACCUGGUGAAGCAGCAGCUGGCGCGGCUGAGGGAGCAGCUGGUUGGGCUCUGGAAGGUGACGCCAACUGCGUAGCCCAGAUCUGGGCUGGUGGGGGCAGACUGGGUGCGGGUCCUGCCCCCCCCCCCCCCCUCCCCAUGCAGCACCAUUUCCCUUUUGUUGUGGUUCUUGCAAUAAAGUGGAGCUGGAGUGAGA